This is a messenger RNA of Coffea eugenioides, 767 nucleotides long. RefSeq lists its product as uncharacterized. Lineage: Eukaryota; Viridiplantae; Streptophyta; Magnoliopsida; Gentianales; Rubiaceae. The transcript has 2 exons. The record is from RefSeq and is a predicted model, not a curated record. Bases 107 to 412 code for a protein of 101 amino acids. Gene Ontology annotation, biological process: positive regulation of circadian rhythm; entrainment of circadian clock.
ACCACUUCAUUUGCACCUUUUCCUAUUAUUACUAUUAGUAUUAUGUUGUUGCAGGGAAGUGACUGAGAAGAACUGAGUCGUGAAAGGCCGUGGACUCGACCGGAGCAUGGAGGACACCUCAAAAUCCCUAAAAAAACAUUACCAACUCUCUCGAGCUGCCAAGCGCCGCUUCGGACGCAGAGGCAGAGUAGGCGAGAAGAAAAGCGGCGACAAACACGACGAGGAUGACGGUGAGAACGAGGAUGAGGUGGACGAGGGCUGUGAUGUGCAGGCGUGGGAGACAUUGAGCAAGAGCUUUAACGACGUGCAAUCUGUUUUGGAUCAUAAUCGAGUUUUGAUCAACAUCGUUCAACAGCGACAAGCUCUAUCCAAGAGUAGUGGCGAUACCAGCAACAGCAGUAGCAAUAGCUAACCGCCAGCCGGGGGACUCUCCGAGAAACUAUCAGAUUUGAUCAAAGUCAUCGGUGGUGGAUCCUUCAAGAAAUUUCAGUAAUCUCCGAUGCCUCUUUUAUACCUCUGGUGAAUUAAUAAGCAUUUUCUAGAGCUCACUUGUCAAACCUAUGCUUAUGCUGUCUCGUCUUUUAUUGGUUGAGUCGCUUGGUUGACUCACGCUUGUCUUUGUGUUUUGAGUCGUUUGGUAUGGAUUGGAUAAGUUUUAAGGUGUCGUUCAGUCGGUCACUGACUGUACUAGUUAUUGAUUUUGUGAUAUGGUGGCGAUGGAACUGAUGGUUAAUGUGAUGCUUAUGUCUGUUCUUUUUCUGGUUUUA